Molecule: messenger RNA, 2372 nt
Organism: Podarcis raffonei (Aeolian wall lizard)
Lineage: Eukaryota; Metazoa; Chordata; Lepidosauria; Squamata; Lacertidae
Product: D-beta-hydroxybutyrate dehydrogenase, mitochondrial-like
Exons: 5
Coding region: 1-1038 (345 amino acids)
Molecular function (GO): oxidoreductase activity
Source: RefSeq, a predicted model, not a curated record
AUGCCGCCCCCCGCCCGCCUCGCGCUCGGGCUGCUGCUGCUGCUUCUUCUUCUCCUGCCGCUGCUCGGGCUGUGGGGCGCGGGCGUCGCGGGCGCGCUGGGCGUCGCGCUGCUGCCUCUGCUGGGCCGCCGGCUGCCCCGUCGGGGCGGCGCCCUCGCCGCCGACGGGAAGGCCGUUCUCAUCACCGGCUGCGACAAAGGCUUCGGCCAGGCCUUGGCCAGGCGCCUCCACGCCGAGGGCUUCACCGUCUUUGCCGCCUGCCUGCUCAAGGACCAAGGAGGAGACGGUGCCCGGGAGCUGGAGCGCCUGGGACCCUCGGGGCGGAUGCACGUCUUGCAGAUGAACGUCUGCAGCGAGGAGGAGGUGGCCAGGGCUCUCCAACUCGUGACCGGGAGCCUGAAGCGGCCUGAGCAAGGUCUGUGGGGCUUGGUGAACAACGCUGGAGUCGCCUCCUUUGGGGACGUGGAAUUCACCAGCGUGGAGAAGUACCAGAGGGUGGCCGAGGUCAACCUGUGGGGGGCCAUCCGAGUCACCAAGGCUUUUCUGCCCCUGAUCCGCAGGGCCCAAGGCCGCGUGGUCAACGUGAGCAGCAUGCUCGGCCGCAUGUCCAGUCCUCUGCGCUCCUCCUACUGCGUCUCCAAGGCCGGCCUGGAGGCCUUCACCAGCUGCCUCCGGCAGGAGAUGUACCCCUGGGGGGUGGGGGUGGUCGCGGUGGAGCCCAGCAACUUCAUCGCGGCCACCGGCAUCCUGACCCGGGACGGAGUCCAGGCCGAGGCCCAGCAGAUGUGGAGCGGGGCCAGCGCAGCCGUCCGCGCGGAUUACGGAGAGGCCUACUUCGCGGAGCAGGUCCGCCGGAUGGAGGGCUUUGUGCGCAGCGGCCGGAGGGACGUCUCCCUCGUGCUGGACGACAUCACCGAGGCGCUGACCGCGCGGCACCCCUACGCCCGCUACAACCCCAUGGAGGCCCGCUGGUGGGUCCGGCUGCAGGCCUUCACCCACUUGCCCACGGCUCUGGCCGACUGGCUCUACGUCCGCUAGUCCCUCGCUGCCCAUAGGCCUGGUGCCCAGUUUGGAAGCAAACAAUUCCUGCCUUGCGUGGGGUUGGACUAGAUGACUCUUGGGGUCCCUUGCAACUCUACAAUGCUGUGGUUCUAAGAUCCUACGCCCACAUCUUGGCAGCCAGCCUGAGAGUCAUCCUGGCCCAGAACUAGCCACAUGCCCAGCCCAAGUGGCUCCUGAGGCUGGGCAGGGUGUCUCUAGGCAGCCCUGGCAAAGAAAGUAACCCCACCAGCCUUUAGGUUCUUCUGGAGCAAAGCUGCUGGGGGGGUGUCUUCCACUUCUGGCACCUUCUGAAUGUGCCCACAGCAAGCGGUUGCCAGGAGACCCUGCAUUGGGUGGGGUGGGGGAGCCAUCCAGAUUCUGGGAGUGUAAAUGGGCCACUGACUACUUGCAAGGAUGCCAGCUGGCACCCCUUCUUCCCCCUCCCCCCAUGCCAAGGAAGCAAAUGGCAGCCUCUGCUCUGGAGGCCUCACAAAGAGCUGCUGCUGCUUUGCUCGCAGUUGCCUGGGUGGGAUCUGUCUCUCACAGGGGGAGGCUCUGAGGUGGGGGGCUGGGGGAUGUUGCUCAAGGAAUUCCAGCACCCAGAGAAAGACGGGGAGGGGGUCCCCAGUGCAGACAUCCCAUGCCAGCUGCAGCAGAAACUUCCCCUUGCCCUCAGCUGGGGCUCCCAGGAAGGGCUGCAUCAGGGCCUGGGACACGAGGACCCUCAAGCCCCCCCCCCAGGAGUCCUUCCUAGCCAGGCAGCUUCCACCCAGUCAGCCCUUUGACCCGUCGAGCCCCCUUAGCUUCUCCCCUGAGCAAGAGGAAAGGUCUUGGCCAGUUGGGCUGCCUGCCUGCCGGAUCAGGCCAAAGGGGGCCCAUCUGGUCCAGCCCCCUCUCCUCUCAGUGGCCAACCAGGUGCCUCAGUGGGAAACCCACAAGCAGGAUCCGAGCACAAGAGCAACGAUCUCUCCUCCUGCACUUUCCCCGGAGGUGCGCCGGGAGAUUGAACGGAAGACCUUCUGCAUACAAAGCAACUCUCUACGUCCCCGUUUCCCAGGGACAGUCCCCGGAUUCACAAAUCUGUCCCCGGAAUGUCCCCGGAUUUCAUUUAAUGUCCCCGGAUUUAUAUUUUAAGUGUUGUAGAUUUAUUAGUAGGGAAUGAAUGUUGCCUGAUUGGUUCAACGGCACAAGACACAUCAUAUGGGGAAUUCUGGUGAGGCAAAAUGGCGGGCGUCACAGCAGUGAGCAGCUCCUGAAGCCAGCCAGAGCCAACUGCGCUACCAGCCUGGCUCUGGGCUGCUGAGACUGCCACUGCCCCCGCCACUGCUGAA